CUGAUACUCUGCUCUCAGACAUCUCUCAGGAAUUUCUACUACUAAAACAAAUCAAGUCAAAAUCUAAAAUUUUCUGGGAGGAAAAUAAAUGAAGGAGAAGGUGAUUCUGGUGGAUAUGCAUCCUAGCAUGUUCGGAAUAAGGGCGAGAGUGGCGUUAGCAGAAAAGGGCGUGGAAUACGAGUGCAGAGAAGAGGACUUGCAAAACAAAAGCCAGUUUCUGCUUGAGAUGAACCCUGUUCACAAGAAGAUCCCCGUUUUGAUCCACAACGGCAAACCCGUUUGCGAGUCGCUCAUCAUUGUUGAGUACAUCGACGAGGUUUGGAGCGACAAAUCCCCUCUGCUGCCUUCUGAUCCUUACCGGCGAGCUCAAGCUAGGUUUUGGGCUGAUUACAUCGACAAAAAGCUAUAUGAUGCUCAAAGAUGGAUAUGGUGUGUGAAAGGAGAGGAGCAAGACGAGAAGAAGAAGGAAUUCUUUGAGAUCCUCAAACAGUUGGAGUCGGAGCUUGGCGAGAAGCCCUUCUUCGGCGGCGAGAGGUUUGGGUUUGUUGACGUGGCGUUGAUCACAUAUACACCAUGGUUUCAAACCUACGAAACGUGCGGCAACUUGAGCAUGGAACAACACUGCCCUAAACUGAUUGCGUGGCUCAAGAGGUGUUCCCACAAAGAGACCGUCUCUAAAUCCUUGUCGGAUCCCAACAAAGUUUACCACUACUUUCUAACCCUCAAGGAAAGGCUUGGCAUCGACUAGCCAUGGUUUCGUGCAAAUUUGGGGCAGCUAUUUUCUAUGUGCGCUCAUUAAAUUCUGUCCAUGUACAAACUUAGCUACAAAUCACGCAUAUUCUGCAGUACUCCACGGAGUCUGGGCAUACUUUAAUUUGUAAAAUUAUUUAUUGUUAUGUACACUAAAUGGGUCUUUUACUAGCUAUUCUAUAAUCUAAAUUUCUAUAUAUUUAUUUUA
Messenger RNA from Salvia miltiorrhiza (redroot sage), 958 nucleotides. Its product is annotated as glutathione S-transferase U19-like. The transcript is spliced from 2 exons. Lineage: Eukaryota; Viridiplantae; Streptophyta; Magnoliopsida; Lamiales; Lamiaceae. Gene Ontology annotation, cellular component: cytoplasm. Gene Ontology annotation, molecular function: glutathione transferase activity. Gene Ontology annotation, biological process: glutathione metabolic process. The record is from RefSeq and is a predicted model, not a curated record. Bases 89 to 748 code for a protein of 219 amino acids.